Brienomyrus brachyistius is the source of this 1836-nucleotide messenger RNA. It is a transcript of the gene nagk, whose product is annotated as N-acetylglucosamine kinase. The transcript has 10 exons. Bases 106 to 1134 code for a protein of 342 amino acids. Gene Ontology annotation, molecular function: N-acetylglucosamine kinase activity. The record is from RefSeq and is a predicted model, not a curated record. NCBI's taxonomy places the organism in Eukaryota, Metazoa, Chordata, Actinopteri, Osteoglossiformes, Mormyridae.
GCCUAAUCUUUAAUAUAAGCGAUGUUUCCGCAGGAUGCACGCGCCUCUCAUUGUCGCUGAUACAAGCGCGUGACUGGUCACGUGAUCUGAGGAGGAAGGUAGAUUAUGGCUUCUGUCUACGGCGGUGUGGAGGGAGGUGGGACUGCGUCCAAAGCAGUGCUGGUUUCUGAGGAAGGAGAGAUCAUUGCAGAAACAGAUGGGCCAUGUACCAAUCAUUGGCUAAUAGGUGUGGACAAAUGUUUGGAGGCAAUCAACGGCAUGAUGCAAAAGGCCAAGACGGAGGCGGGACUGGAUGUAGACACACCCCUUCGCUCCCUGGGUAUGUCUCUAAGUGGGGGAGAGCAGCCAGAGGCCAUCGAGAAGCUCAUCAAGGAGAUGGAGAACAGGUUUCCUAAACUGAGCCUCAACUACCACAUCUCCAACGACACAAUUGGCGCCAUGGCAACUGCCAGAGAGCAAGGGGGUGUAGUCAUUAUCUCAGGGACUGGAUCCAACUGCAAGCUGGUGAAUGCUGACGGGUCACAGGUGGGCUGUGGAGGCUGGGGUCACCUGAUGGGUGACGAGGGCUCAGCCUACUGGAUUUCUCACCUUGCUGUGAAGAUAGUAUUUGACGCGAUGGAUAAUUUUGCGACGCCACCUCAUGACAUCACUAACGUCAAAAAUGCCAUGCAAAAGUACUUCCAGGUGACCAACAGAAUGGGCAUGCUUCCUCACUUCUACAGAACCUUUGAAAAGUCCCAUUUCGCUGGGUUUUGCAGAAAACUGGCUGAAGUGGCCACAGCUGGAGAUGCUCUGUGUCAGUAUGUGUUCGCUCAAGCUGGGAAAGCUUUGGCUCAACAUAUAGUGGCUGUCCUACCCAAAGCUGACCAGUGUCUCUUCUCAGGAGAGCUUGGCUUGCCCAUUCUGUGUGUAGGAUCUGUUUGGAAGAGCUGGGACCUGCUAAAACCAGGCUUCAUGGAGGUGCUGGAGAGGGCCGCUGGGGGCCACUUCACUAGGUACAGCCUGCUAACGCUGCACCAGUCUUCGGCUCUAGGGGGCGCCAGCCUGGGUGCCCGCAGCAUUGGGGUCACGUUGCCACUCGAUUACUCUGCCAAUGCAGAUGUGUUCUAUACGCACUCUUUUGGCAGCAAGUGAAUACGUACCCCUGUAAGGUGAUUCUCUGUUUUCCAAAAAUGUGCUUUAUGAAGAGAAACACAAACCAGCAAUCAAGCUUGUACUGUACAACCAUCUUUUACAUGGAUGGGAUGGGGAAUUUUGGAAUAAGCCAAUCUAGUUUAAACUUGAUAUAAAAAUCACUGUAAAUCAGCAUUUAAUAUCAACUGUUAUGAAACCUUUUUUGCUUUUUUGAUACCAAGGGUUUUUAAAAAGUUCUCUCUUGUACUUUUUAGUGAUUAUAUCCACUUAUUCUGAAAAAUGCUGAAAGUAUAAUGAAAGGGAUUUUUUAUAUUGCUUUAUUAAUAAAGUCAAAGAACAAAAGUUAUUGUAAUAUAAAAAGUCAGUUGUCCUGUUUAUUUUACAAAGGGGGGGAUGUUCAAUAGCAAUGACUGGUAUUAAAUAAUGACUUAACAAAAUCCCACAGAGCAGAGGAUGCAUAGCACUGCGGCAUCACACCUGCAAGGUUGUUCUCACUGCUGUUUGAUUAUAGGGUUGUAGUUGAUCUAGCUUAGAUAUGCCACAGGCUUUCUGCUCGAACCCCGGGUAUGGAGUCAAUUCAGGCUUGUAUAAUAUGAUUGACUGUCAAUAUUCAGAAAGCCAGUAAAUCUGCUCAGCGAUUUAUUGUAUUUUUUUUCGACUUUCUGCAAAUUUUCUGAAAUAAAACCAAAAAAUGACUUCUCA